AUGUCAGUGUUGAGAGUCGCUGACGCAUGCGUAUUACAGGCACGCUAGUGGAUCCUGUUUGUCUUCAGCCCUACGCAUCCAGCACGGACCAUAGCCUACGCGAAGAACUAUCACCGAAUUCAAAUACAUGAUCCUCGCUUAAUCACUCCAGCUCUCGCCAGCAACCGGGCUGGAUAACGACGAGCAAUUGAAAUACUUCGGAAUUUAGUGAAAACAGUGAACUGAGCACUGGAGAUUGGAGCAAAUCACGACAGUUUUUGUUAUUUUUUGGAUAAAUUUCCUCCUCGCGUGUGAGGAUGAGGUUGACCAGCAGCAGACGGUGCUCAACAGUGGAUGGGGACGGAAAGGAGCUGGCUCCUCCGUUUAGAAACCCCUUUGUGCAUGACUUGCGGUUCACCCCCAUGCAGAAAGCCAAGAUUGCCGUCAUGUCCGUGACGCUCUUCCCCAUCCGCCUUUUCUUCGCUGCGUUUAUGAUGCUGCUGGCCUGGCCCUUCGCCUUCGUGGCCACCGUGGGGCGCUCCGACCAGGUCGUGGAGCCACUCUGCUGGUGGAGAAGGUUGGUGGACCUGGCGCUCAAAGCGAUAAUGCGGGCGAUGUGGUUCGCUGGCGGCUUCCACUGGGUCACGGUGAAGGGGCGGCAGGCCCCGCCCAGCGAGGCGCCCAUCCUCACCCUGGCGCCGCACUCCUCCUACUUCGACGCCAUUCCCGUCACCAUGACCAUGGCGUCCAUCGUAAUGAAGGCGGAGAGCAAGGAUAUUCCAGUCUGGGGCACCCUGAUCAAGUUCAUCCGGCCCGUGUUUGUCUCGCGGUCGGACCAGGACUCCCGCAGGAAGACCGUGGAGGAGAUCAAGAGGCGGGCUCAUUCGGGAGGGGAGUGGCCACAGAUAAUGAUAUUCCCAGAGGGGACGUGCACCAACAGAUCCUGUCUGAUCACAUUUAAGCCUGGAGCCUUCAUCCCUGCAGUGCCCGUGCAGCCCGUGGUGCUUCGCUACCCCAACGAAAUGGAUACGAUCACGUGGACGUGGCAAGGCCCUGGAGCGUUCAAAAUAUUGUGGCUCACACUUUGCCAGCUUCACAACGUGGUGGAAAUUGAGUUCCUGCCCAUCUACACUCCCUCUGAAGAGGAGAAAAAGAAUCCUGCUCUGUUUGCCAACAAUGUCAGGCGCCUAAUGGCCAAGGCUCUGGAGGUUCCUGUCACAGAUUACUCGUUUGAGGACUGCCAGCUCGCCAUGGCCGAGGGCCAGCUGCGCCUGCCCGUCGACACGUGUCUGCUGGAGUUCGCCCGGCUCGUCCGGAGGCUCGGUUUGAAACCCAGGAAGAGCGAGGAGGUCCUCUGGGAGUACGGCGGCCGGGCCAGGAAGGUGCGGGGCGAGAGGCUGACCCUGGAUGACUUCGCGCAGUACCUGAAUCUGGCGGUGUCCGACACUCUCAGGGACAUGUUCUCCCUCUUCGACGAGCACGAGGACGGGACGAUGGACAUCAGAGAGUACGUGAUCGCCUUGUCUGUUGUGUGCAGGCCAUCGAAAACUCUGGAAACAAUAAAACUAGCCUUCACGAUGUUCGAGGCGGAGGAGGACGGCGCCAUCGUGGAGGACGAGCUGGCCUGCAUACUGAAGACGGCCCUCGGGGUGCCGGACCUGAACGUAACGGACCUCUUCAGCGCCGUCGACGUCCAGGACACGGGGAAGAUCACCUUCGAGGAGUUCCGAAGCUUCGCGGAGCAGAACCCGGACUUUGCGGGGGAGUUCCUGCACCCCCACCAGUCAGGCUUCCAGAACGGCGGGGACACCCCCUCCCCCACCGCCCUGUGCAACGGGUUCUGCACGGACUUCACCCCCGACGAGCACGCCGGCGCCGGGGACGGCUCGCGCAAGAAAGUGGACUGAGCGGCCGGCGGCCAGGGCGAGCCGAGGCGGCCCCCGCCGGGGAAGGUGCGCCGUGCUGGACAGCCCGACGAAUCGGGAUCACGACCCCCCCCCCCCCCCCUCCAUCCACCAACACCCACCGCCCACCGCCACCACAUCCCCAGCUCCUCCACCAAUACUAUUUAUUACUUUUUUAAUGUUCUGUAUUCUUCUCUUUUGCUUUUGAAAGUCUGUCUGUCUAAGAAUGUGCUACUUGCAGUGCCGUUCUUGAGGCAACACCAAAUGCUUUUUACAUUUCAUUGUCGCUUUUUUCUUGUGUUGGUGAAGGUGGAACAUGCAGGCUUCAUGUUUGAACCCAAGCAAUCGAACCCCACUCCGCUCGCGUUAGCUCACGACAUUCUCACCGCCGAUGCCUCGGCGCGACAUCUUCUAGAACCUUCCUUGGAGAACGGAAAGGAGCGUUGGCGUAGGAUGCUUUUGAAACGUGGUUAGAGCGGCAUUGGGGAAUACCAAAUGCGUCUGGCUGAACCGGGCAUAACCCCCUGGCGGUUUGUCUGUACACUUCAGCACAAGGUCAGGUGUUGGCCUGGUUGGGCUGAAUUUGAGAUGAGCUCAGGGGAUCAUUAAUGAGCCAUGAUAUUGCUUUGAUAAAUUCACACUCCGUGAUUUUUAUGACACAUUUGCAUCGGCCACAAAUAAUAGAAACUGCCGCUGUUUUUGUUGUUCACCGUGAAUUACCUAUUAAAUUUAACCACAAUGUGCUUCCCUCUUAUCUCCGAAUGACCAUUUUAGCAAGUUUGUUGCAACUGCUGUUAAGAUGUAUUUUGCAUAACAAUCUAAGAGAUAACACUUGCUUAAAUGCGAGAAUUGCUUAAGGGGCUAAGCACAUUAUGGUUAAUUGGAUACAAGUGCAAAUAUAUUAAGUGAUUAGUGAUGCAGAUUUGCAGAUUUUUUUUAAUGACUGAACUUGUUGUGGACCAAAAAAAAAACAAAAAACAGAACACUGGCUAAAUGAAUGAACAAACAGUGACAGGAGAUCUUAUAUCUGAGACAGUUAUGAGUUAUGACGAUGACAUUUGAUUUUUUAAGAGAUCCCUAUGUUAUGUUUUUUUUAAUUGUCGUUUUUUUCAUCAGCAAGAUAAACGUCUGCUUAAAAGUUUGACGUGUCACAUGUAGGAUGGAAACGGUCUUUUGCCUGCCUUUUUCUACAUGUUGUUUUACGGUUUUAAAUGAAUGAUUUUUUCACAUUGCUGGAGCUCAAACUCAGAUUAUAAUAAAAAAUAAUGGUGUUUAAAACGUUUUGGAGAGGCCUGUGAAACGGCAAUUAAUUUUUCUCCCCUUUCUGAUUCUUACACGUGAACUGCUACAACUAUAACAAUGCCAGGAAAUCUACUGAUAGAAGUUUCUAUUAUAACGUCUUCCAGUUUUAAUUUUUAGAUGUGGUUUAUAGUGAUUGUUAUCUUUGGACAAAAUAGUGAGGGAGAAAGGCCCAUGAGUCUGGCUUUUAAGCAACAUUUUUACCUUUAGUAUUAAAUAAGCUUUGCACCUUUGUUUAGAUUGGCACCUUUUUAAUGCAUAAUGCUUUAUUUUAAACCCUGUGUGAAUAGCCCCCUGGAUCAAAUGGGUCUUUUCUUUGAAUUGAUCUCUCUGAACGUUUUCCCAAAUUUAUAAAAGUAUUAAUUGGUAAAUAACUUUUUUUGUAUUUGUGGUUCAGAAUUUUGAAUAUUUAAAUGUAAAUUAAAUAAGGAAGAAAAAAGAAACAAAGGUAGGAUUCCAUUUCCCUGUCAGCUUCUGAUAUUGAAAAUGUAUUCUAUCUUCGGCUACCGGUGCAGACAGUUCAUUUUUUUCCUCCAUGAAUUUUUGCUCUUCUGAACAUGGUAUUAUCUACAUUUUGACCAAAUGGCAAGCAGACGAACAUUUAAAGAUGAGAAUUUUACCAUGUCCGCCCUUUUUAGAUAUUUAAUACAGAGGUAAUUUGAUUUAUGUAUUAUUAUUAUUUGAAAUAGAGAUGAGAUGAACGCCCAGGGGUUUCAGAUUGUAAACUUGUGUUCUUUUUCUUAACGUUAUUUAUUUUUAGCACAAGCUAAACUGAUUAAAUCUAAUGGCUGGUGUUUUUACCUUUACAUAUAAAUACAUAGCUGUGUAAAGUUUGGGUGCAGCAGCACCAGUUGUGGUUAACAUUUGGUUCAGGGAGUCAAAUUUAGUCUGUUCUGUUUCGAUGCCCCCAAAACAUAUUUCUAAAACGGCCGCAAGUAAAACACUUUAAAAGCUCAAGUCUGCACUAGCAGGGAAUUGGAAUCACACUAUUUUGGUGUUAGCCGCAGGACAGACGGACCAGGCACUGAACCUGCCUUUACACUACCCCGUUGAGCACGGACGUCAAGCUCAAGUCCUGGAAGGCCACAGUGUCUGCAGGAAUUUAGAGUUUCAUUCCAUUCAGCAGAAAAUGAAGGCCUUGAGAACCAGGUGUGUGGAUUCUUUAGCCAAUCAAACACUGGUGCUGAAGUGCACCGGAAGCCAGCACACACUGUGGCCUCCUGGGUAGUAUCCUGAGACCAGUGCCCAUGGAAACCAUGCUCAAAAUAUGUACAAAUGAAUGCUUAGUAGCAUAUCUGAUUAAGUCAAAUGAUGGAAAGAUUAUGUUUCAAAACUGAUGCAAGACCUCGAAAAUCAUCUUCCAAUUCCUAAUAACUACCUGUGAAUUAUCCUGGCUUGUUUAUAACUUACACAUGUUGCUCAUUGUUUUCAUGACACGAUGCUAUAUAUCCAUGAAGCUGCAUUGACAUACUGUAGGUGGUAUAGAAAGCAUGCUUUUAUUUUUUUCCUCUUGUAAACCUGACAGUACUCCUGUCUUAUGGACCUAAAUGUCCUAUUCAUGUUUGUUGGUGCAUUGAAUAGUAUUCAGAAGAAAGAAUAAACGUACCAUUUCAAAGCUCACAUUACAGUAAAAAUAUAUUUUAACUUUUUUUUUUUUUUUGCUUUGACACUUCUUAAGAGAUUCUUUCAGUGUGUCAUUUUAAAUUUGAGUGAUGUGUAUUUCGAACAUUCCAGCUGCAAGACAUUCUGUGAAUUAUAAUGUUUAUGAAUGGACCUAGAUUGUAUCUCCCUCCACCCCACUGCCAUGGCGAUAGAUCGUUAAGUGGAGUGAGCAGUGAGCUUAUUUGAUAUGUGCUGCUCGUUGGAACAUAAUGCUUCCCUCACGAUGACCUUUGUGAGAUAUUGCAGAAACUGCAUUUUCUUGCGUAUUCAGCUGUAUGAACUGUACAUUGUUACUAUUGAUAUUAUUCCAGUUACCAUUUCUUCUCAUUGUCUUUGCCAUUCCCGUGUAUAGUGUUGUGGUUCUUUUAAGUUGUUAAUGAUAGCAGUGCUACUAGCAAUAUACAAAAUCUCCUGUGGGUGGAAAUGAGGCUAUAACUGCAAGAUACUGGGGAUUUUUUCCCAAUCAUUGCUGCCAGCGAUUUGAUAAACAACAUUUUCUUUUUAUACCCAGCCUAUUUGAUCUUAAUAAAUCUCUUCUACAUGGAAGAAGUUGUCAAUGGAGUACUAAUAGCAUUUCAGAAACACUGAACCGUACCUUAAACAUUGUGUAACUUGUGUUAUUGUAAGAGGAAUGUAUCCAAUAUGCAAUCAAUGUCAGUCACAAUCAACACUUGUUGGGGUAACAAAGAUAUUUAAAUAGCAUUGUAAAUGUUUUUUUUCCCCUUUUCUUUUUCAUAUUUCACUCUCCUGUUCUCUUGGUUUAUCAUAUAUGUGCCUCGUGGAGGUACCUGCAGAAAAAAAAGAUGUCAUUUUGGCCUGGAGUGUUUUUUUCUCGCUUAAAUGAACGGUUGAAUUAAAUGAUUGUCUGGCCAGUGGUCCUUGAGGAGCAGCUGCUUUGCGUAUGAUGGGACCGAACCCUGGCUUUCAGUGUGUGCGCACCUGUUGGUAAUUCUUCACUAUUUGCCUCUUGUGUCCAGUAGUAUGCAUCUUGCUGACAUGUGGACCUUUUUUUUUUUUCUUGCUUUUCAUUUUUCCCUGUGAAAUGUGACAGAGAAUGUUAUCUAGCAUGUGAAGGCCUAGGAUUAUUGUAGACAAAAAAAAAACUGAACAUGAAUGGUUUACCUGCAUUCAUUGAGUAUGUGAACGUGUAACUAUCUGAAUCAAGGGGUUUUAUUUUUGUUUCGUUUUUUAAAGGGAGUGUUUUCAUGUGUAACUAACCAUGUAGUCUUGUGCUCUAUCAAUUUUUUAGUGAGUGCAUUGUCUCAGGAUUAUAUUCAAGUGAGUUUAUCACAGGAGGAAUGCAGAUUUAAAUAUCCAGGAGUUGUUUGGUGUUGAUGAAUUUGACUCUCAGUGUACCGCAAGGCUUCGGCUACCUGCCUGGACCAGACAGUCUGGGGUUGUGGUUGUGCUUUCUACUGCACAAUGUCAGAAUAUAGCAUUAUGCAAAGCUGCCAUCUAAAAAGAGAAACCAGGGCAAGACACGAUAUGAAAGACUUAAUUCCAAAAUGGUUGACUGCACAAAGACUCCUCAUUUAAUAGAGCUUAAAUUUAGACAUUUAUUGAGGGAUACUUGAUAGGGUCUGGAGCAUGUGGCCGUUGAGGUCGGGUUGGGGGUCCACUGAAUGGAUUUCCAUGUUUACACAUUGUUUCAUUGAGUUUUUUUUCCAGUCAUUUUGUGGCCAGAGGGCACGGAUCGUUUUUAUUUUUGCUGUAACAUUUGCAUUUCUGGAUAGAAAGUUAUCAUGGAUGACAUCGAUUGUUGUUCCACAAACAGAAUGAUAUUUGGGAGGUCUGUUUCACUCCCCCCCAUCCUGAGACCAUCUCUCUUGACAGUGCGUCAGGUCACAGUUUUACCCUCUGAAACGCAGACAUUUAGACAGUCAAUCCAACCCCUUCAUCUGUGAUGUCUCUUCCAUUUAUAUACCUCAUGAGAAGGAGCUCUCGUUCUUGCUGUUUUUAUUUUUAUUUUUAAACUUUAUAAAAAACAGAUGUGUUCUUAUUUAUUCUACUGUUGCCUGCUUCCUGUUAUGUCCUACUGUAAGCUGAACUUAAGACGAAAGAAAUGCUGUCUGCUCCUCUUGCUCGGAGCACUCUCUGUCUUUCUGAUGGUUCACACUGAGGACCAAAUCGCAGAAUUUACCCUUACUCCUCCCCCGCCCCCAAAUUAUAUUUUUGAUGUAUUGAAAUGAGCUCUUCAACAAACGAAAAAAUAUGAUUUGAUACGUUGUUUCUUACCUUAAAAGAGAGAGCAAAAAAAUUAAAAAUCUCCCAUGUUUUAAUUGAUCCCUCGCACCCCUCUAAACAGAUUGUGUUUAGGGUCUGAGGUACAAGGAAUGAUUUGAGACAUGACUGUUUUCUAUUAUUUUUUAGGUAUGGUAACAUCAAAUUAUAGUUUUUGAAGAAGUUUUAAGAGUCAUUGCUCAAGCUAUCUUGAAUUGUCUGGUGAGGACUGCUAUGAUUUAACUUGUUAUUGUGAAACUUAAUAAUAAAAAAAAUUGAAUCAAA
Molecule: messenger RNA, 7349 nt
Organism: Anguilla rostrata (American eel)
Lineage: Eukaryota; Metazoa; Chordata; Actinopteri; Anguilliformes; Anguillidae
Gene: lpcat1
Product: lysophosphatidylcholine acyltransferase 1
Exons: 14
Coding region: 297-1886 (529 amino acids)
Cellular component (GO): endoplasmic reticulum
Molecular function (GO): lysophosphatidic acid acyltransferase activity; 1-acylglycerophosphocholine O-acyltransferase activity; calcium ion binding
Source: RefSeq, a predicted model, not a curated record